Molecule: messenger RNA, 2056 nt
Organism: Pocillopora meandrina
Lineage: Eukaryota; Metazoa; Cnidaria; Anthozoa; Scleractinia; Pocilloporidae
Source: the annotation of a GenBank genome assembly
AUGGAUAAACAGCUACUCUGGCUUUGUAUCCUGGCCUGCCUUCUGUUCCAGGCCUCUUCCAUACCCGUCUCGGAGAGCGAAGUUACUCGGGAGCGACGUUCGCCAUGUUCAUCUGGAGGCUGCAGUUUUCUGAAGAAAGUGAAGUUUUCGAGGCGUAAAAGACCAGGAAGACCAGGAAGAAGACGACCUAACCGCUUCAGGGGUUCCAGAGAGUAAGUCACGUUGACAAAACUGACGCGUAAUCCGUUAAAAAAAAAAUAGCGCUACUUCAGAAUCAAAAACCCUUCGGGAGUCUGUCAUCACCUUUAUACCAUUCACCAUAUACUAUGAGGUUCUGGUUGACAUUAUUUCUGUUCGCUCAACCCUUUAACUCCUGGAAGAGAUUAACUUGUAAAUGUUUCGCUUUUAAUCCAUACAUUAUCCAGCAACCUGGUAAUGAAAAUAUUCAAAAUUAUAAGGUAGAAGUUUUUAUCUUGAUCCAAAACAAAUUCUCAUAGCUAAUUUACGAGGAAAUGUGUAGCAGCUGGAGGGGAGAAUUAACAAUCAGAUCUUCAGAGUCAAAGGGUUAAAUCAAGUUGCUGGUGGAAAAUAACAUAUUUUGUUAGGGAACGAUUGUUGUACAAAAAAAAGGAAACAUUUUAUACCAUUCAAAUAGGAUGAAAGUUUGUGCCAAAACUAAUGGCCAAUCGUGAGUCGUUCUUAUCCGAAUUAAUGAAAGUUAGCGAACUGCAGACGUGGUUUGCCACUGGUGAGAAUGUGUAGAUGCAAGCCUUUGAUUGGAACGUUGUGUAAACCUUAACCAAAGCUUUUCUUCACCGAAGGGGAUUAUGAAUAAAAAACGAAGAAUAGCCAACGAAGGAAAUCUGAAUUAAGCAGGUCAUUAAAGAAAUAGCAACAAUCCUAGAAUGUAGCGUGAAAAUUUUGUGAGAGUUAUUUCUUGGAUUGGUAAUUUGUCAAAAUUUUUUUGGCGAUAGUGUUUGUCUCCAAUUUAUUUGGAAACAAAAUCCCUCUGCAAGAAAAGGUUUUCUUAACAGUAGAUAUUUUUAUGAGGCAAAUUGACGUACUGGUUUAACAAAUAGACUUUAUUUUGCCGUUUAGGGAUUCAGUUUUAAGUUACAGAUGGCGACAAAAGAAUAAAAUAGCACACAAAGUGUAGGGGAUUGUCAUUGACGCCCUUAUUACAAUUUUUUUUCUUUUUUUUAUUACAAUUAACAGGGAAGUAACGGAUCAGUCAUCAAAGAUCGCCUGGAGGGGAGGGUGGCUGGGGUUGGAGGAUUUUGGGGGAAUGGCAUGGUUUUUUCAGAGGGGGUCGGAGUGGGGAUUGGUUGUCUCUUAGAGAGUUUCAAGGGGAGAAUUUAGAAAAUUGACUGCCAAUAAGGGGGUGUCGUUAGAAUCUUACAGAGCCUUAAGGGGGAUUAAGUAAAUUGUAUUGUUUCACAAAAAAUCAUCGAUGACGUCAAAAUGUAAUAGGGCAAAAAAAUGGCGCACAAGGUACAGCCGAGUGAGUUACUGAUGCUCUUACCACAUUUUCUGUACAGACCCACUGCACUUAAGAAUCAAUCGGUUUUAUAUGAUAAAAAAAAUAAAUGUUGCUAACAACGACGUCAUCUAUGUAUCUGUCGUACAAUAGAUCAUAUGUUAUAACCAAUCAAAAUACGCACCUUAUUAUGUAAACUGUGAUAGAUCCUAGGCGACGACCAAUCACAGCGCGUGUACUACCUGGCUCAUUGUUUAACAAUAAAGUGACGUGUUUUCGUCUGUCCUUUCAUCAGGUGGGGAUUGCCAGACGAUGACUUGACUGAUAUCAUUGGAUAUAACGACCAGCAGAAAUCCACCGAUAAUUAAUUUAGCUUAACAGUUUCAGAAUAUUCCACUCUCAUCUGAUAGCACUGUAGAAUAGAUCUCUGUGUACUAAUAUCAUAUUAUUCUGUAGCCUAAUUUCGCACUGUAAAGCAUGAGUUGUUCACUUCUUUUUAAAUAUAGAAGUCUUCGUUUUAUUAGAAGCUGAAUAAAAGUUGUAUCCUUAAUCAAGCUGCUUUGCAAUGUUACUUUUAAC